Eriocheir sinensis (Chinese mitten crab) is the source of this 4364-nucleotide messenger RNA. RefSeq names its product sodium-dependent nutrient amino acid transporter 1-like. The transcript is spliced from 10 exons. The record is from RefSeq and is a predicted model, not a curated record. Gene Ontology annotation, molecular function: L-amino acid transmembrane transporter activity. Gene Ontology annotation, cellular component: membrane. Gene Ontology annotation, biological process: sodium ion transmembrane transport. Lineage: Eukaryota; Metazoa; Arthropoda; Malacostraca; Decapoda; Varunidae. The coding region runs from base 93 to 2066 and encodes 657 amino acids.
GCAUUGUUUGUCUGAGCGAGUGAGGGAACGGAUCUCUCUGCCCCUGGAUUUACCGAUACUAAAGACAGACAAAGGAUUACCAUAUAUACAACAUGCGGUCGCCUAUACAAAGUGUGGUGCAUAAGGUGGUGUUUUGGAAGGACUCGGGCACCAUCAACAAGGGUUUCGAGAGCAACGAGACCAACGAAAAACAGAAGGAAGGGGCCGUGGAGGUGACUGUAACGGAGCCAGAGGGAGAGCGUGACAAUGGAGGUAGACAGCAGUGGGCCAGCCCCGUCGAAUUCCUCCUCUCCUGUAUCGCUAUGUCCGUCGGGCUCGGCAACGUCUGGAGAUUUCCCUUCGUGGCUUUGGAGAACGGCGGGGGUGCGUUCCUGAUCCCCUACAUCCUCGUGCUCCUCUUCAUCGGCAAGCCUCUGUACUAUAUGGAGCUUUGUCUCGGCCAGUUCUGCGCCUCGGGUUCAGUGAGAGUGUGGGAUAUCUCGCCGGCUUUUAGAGGCGUGGGUUACGGCCAGGCCUUCGCGACGUGGGCCGUGGUGACCUACUACGUGUCGCUCAUGGGCCUCACCGUCUUCUACUUCUUCGCCUCCUUCAGCUCCGUCCUGCCCUGGUCUACGUGCGGGGUCUUGGCUGCGGUGACGUGCGUGGACAAGACCAAGAACGCGACGGAACUGGCGGAGUCUCUGGGUAUGAACAAGUCUAAUUUGACAUCCGCGGCUGAGGAGUAUUUUAGACGCGAGGUUCUUCAGAUCGACGAAUCGGGUAUUGACAACGGCUUGGACGCUCCCGAGUGGCGCCUCAGCCUGUGCCUUCUCUUCUCCUGGAUCAUCCUCUUCGUGGUCCUCGCUAAGGGUGUCCAGAGCUCCGGGAAGGCCGCCUACUUCACCGCCCUCUUCCCUUACGUGGUUCUGUUCAUCAUGCUUGUUCGAGGCGCGACGCUGCCGGGUGCUGUGGAUGGCGUUCUCUACUUCAUCAGGCCUCGCUGGGAGAUGCUGCUGGAUCCUAAGGUGUGGUACGCGGCCGUGGACCAAUCCUUCUUCAGUCUCUCCGUGGGCUUCGGCUCCAUCAUCAUGUUCUCCUCCUACAAUGACUUCCGGCAUAACGUGUAUCGCGACGCCGCCAUCAUCUCCGUCACCGACACCCUCACCUCACUCCUGGCCGGCUUCACCACCUUCGCGAUCCUGGGCCACCUGGCGGAUCAGCUGGGGGUGGAGGUGUCCGAGGUGGUGAAGGGCGGCGGCACCUCCCUCGCCUUCGUCAGUUACCCGGAUGUCCUCGCCCGCUUCGAUUGGGUACCGCAGUUGUUCGCCGUUCUGUUCUUCCUGAUGCUGUUUACGCUUGGGGUGGGAAGCGCGUCGGCCCUCACCGGCUGUAUAAUCACCAUCAUCUGUGACGAAUUCCCGCACUUCAAGAGAUGGCUCGUGACCCUGCUCGUGUGCAUCGCUGGCUUCCUCCUCGGGCUAUUCUACGUCACGCCUCAAGGGCAGUACGUCUUGGAGCUCAUCAACUACUACGGAGGCGGCUUCAUCAUCUUCAUCCUGGUCGUCUUUGAGAUCAUCGCCGUCCAGUGGGUGUACGGCAUCAACAACUUCUGCCGUGACAUCGAGUUCAUGCUUGGGAGGAAGACUGGAUGGUACUGGAAGUUCUGCUGGACCCUGCUCAUCCCUAUCCUCCUCGCCGUCAUCUUCAUCUACAGCCAAGCCACAGCCAAGCCGCUCUCCGUGGGGUCCUACGAACUCCCGUCUGGCUUCAUUGGGUUCGGCAUCUUCCUGGCAGUCAUCGCUUGUCUUCUGGUCCCGAUCUUCUUCAUCAUUGAGGUGGUACGGCAACGAAGCUCCUCCGACGGUAUACUCGAAGCUAUCAAGAACAGUUUCAAAGCCAACUCGGAGUGGUGCCCCAAGGAUGCAACCCUCCGACAGCAGUACCACCAGUUCCUCCAACAGUCGAAGGACACACCAGAGGGCAUCGACAACCCGCUUCCUACGAUAGAGUCCUCCGGGAACCUCUCAAACUUCCCGAACAGCGCUUCCAAGGACAACAUCACAGAUUACGAUAACUCCGUCUUCUGAGAUCCUUCGGGGUUACUGUAGGAUUCCUCGGCCUUGGGGUUCCUAUAGGUGUAUCCUGGGUUCCCGUCACGAGGGUGGGUGAGCCAUUGUGCCGUCCAGGGCUAUAAAAAAGGGCCGUAAAGGAACCAUAAAUGUCUUGCUGAGGCUGUUCUGGUGGGCGAUAGGGACGCAUUUUAAGACGGGUGCACACACACACACACACACACACACACACACACACACACACACACACACACACACACACACACACAAGGUCAGCAGGUAGUCUCAAGGUAACACAACACUUAUCAUCUCUUCACGUAAGGGUUAAUACAGGCGUGUCAAGGUGAGCUAUGGGCAGGUAAACUUUGUGUGAAUAGAUACCUGAAUACCUGGCCCUUACCUAACAUACGUCAACUCUACAUUUGCCUCACCUGUAUAACCUUGACUCACCUUUCCUUACCUGCCCAUUUCCAUCACCAUUAACAUCAACCAUUACAAGUUAUAUUUUCAUUCACAACUUUUCUAUCAGUUUAUUUUGUCCAAGGAAAGGUUUUAAUCUCAUCUCUGCUUAGGUAAGGGUUUUAAUCUCAUCUCUGCUCAUGUAAGGGUUUUAAUCUCAUCUCUCUGCUUAGGUAAGGGUUUUAAUCUCAUCUCUGCUUAGGUAAGGGUUUUAAUCUCAUUUCUCUGCUUAGGUAAGGGUUUUAAUCUCAUCUCUCUGCUCAUGUAAGGGUUUUAAUCUCAUCUCUACUUAGGUAAGGGUUUUAAUCUCAUUUCUCUGCUUAGGUAAGGGUUUUAAUCUCAUCUCUCUGCUUAGGUAAGGGUUUUAAUCUCAUCUCUCUGCUUAGGUAAGGGUUUUAAUCUCAUCUCUCUACUUAGGUAAGGGUUUUAAUCUCAUCUCUCUGCUUAGGUAAGGGUUUUAAUCUCGUCUCUCUGCUUAGGUAAGGGUUUUAAUCUAAUCUCUCUGCUCAUGUAAGGGUUUUAAUCUCAUCUCUUUGCUCAUGUAAGGGUUUUAAUCUCAUCUCUCUGCUUAGGUAAGGGUUUUAAUCUCAUCUCUCUACUUAGGUAAGGGUUUUAAUCUCAUCUCUCUGCUUAGGUAAGGGUUUUAAUCUCAUCUCUGCUCAUGUAAGGGUUUUAAUCUCGUUUCUCUGCUUAGGUAAGGGUUUUAAUCUUAUCUCUGCUCAUGUAAGGGUUUUAAUCUCAUCUCUCUGCUUAGGUAAGGGUUUUAAUCUCGUCUCUCAGCUCAUGUAACGGUUCUAAUCUCAUCUCUACCUGAUUCUCUGUUUACCAUCAUCAACUUCAUCUUUCUUCAUCUUUCUCCACUUCUCUAAUGUUAAUUUACUUGAUUCUAUUCAUGUAAAGGUUGUAAUCUAAUCUCUCCACCUGAUUCUCUGUUUAGCAUCAUCAACUUCACCUUUUCUUUUAACCUUCUCCUCUUCCUCUAUGUUAUUUUAUUCGAUUUUGCUUUGGUGAAGGUUCUAAUCUCAUAUCUACACGGAUCUCCUGACUUAUAAUUCCUGGGUCGUCACUUGUUUUGGUAAAGGUUCUAAUCUCAUAUCUACACAGUUCUCCUGACUUAUAAUUCCUGGUCGCCACUUCUGUUUUGGUAAAGGUUCUAAUCUCAUAUCUACAAAGUUCUCCUGACUGUUAAAAUUACUAGGUCGUCAUUUCUGUUUUGGUGAAGGUUUUAAGUUCAUUCCUCCACCUUCUUCUCCGUUCACCCUAACUUCUAAAAUUCCUGGGUCGUCUCUCUGUAACUUUGCCUGUCCAUCUGCUACCCACUCCACGCAUGACAAGGUUUCCAGUACACCCGAUCUCACGUUCAUAGUAUUACCCGUUUUCUUUAAAGUUUAGUUACAUCAUGUCCCCAUCAUCCCAUUUUCUACCUGCAAAGAUGGAGGUGUGUGUGUGUGUACAUGCGUGCGUGUAUGUAUGUUAUGUAACUUAUUGUUGUUGGUUGGUGCUCGUGUUUAUGUGUAUGGUUUGUUGACACACACACACACACACACACACACACAGCGAGUGAAGUAAAGUUUAAUAUAAUUGUCUCAAAACUACCUAAUAAUUGCUAGAUGUGUACAGUUUCGACUUACUACUACUACUACUACUACUACUACUACUACUACUACUACUACAACUACCAGCACUAUCACUCACUCGCCAGGUUGUGACACGUCCGGAACUUGUGACAGUGUAAAUAGUAGAAUAGUUUUUGUAUGAAUGGUUGUACAUACUUAUAUUAUUACCGUUAUUUUUAUCAUAAGAUACAUAUUAUGAUGAUUACUAUGUUAAUUAUAUAUAAUAAACCUAUAAUUUGUA